Molecule: messenger RNA, 1218 nt
Organism: Fusarium poae
Lineage: Eukaryota; Fungi; Ascomycota; Sordariomycetes; Hypocreales; Nectriaceae
Exons: 6
Coding region: 1-1218 (405 amino acids)
Cellular component (GO): membrane
Source: RefSeq, a predicted model, not a curated record
AUGUCUCAUGAAGUAGCCAAUGAGAAGGGGGAAGCAGAGAAUUCUGCUCUACUGACACCUGAGAGUAUCACUGGAGCUGUUUCGCCUAGUCCAAGCACAAGCUCUUUUACUUCUUCUAUCGAGACAAGCGAGUCAGAUUUCACUUCAUUAUGGGAGAAGUUGCAGGAUGUUUAUUCUCGAAACAUCGGACUGUUCUAUGUUCUGCUGGCACAGCUAUUUGCUUCUAUUAUGUCUAUGACAACAAGACUCUUGUCAACUGGUUUUGAGACAAAAUUCCACGCUCUUCAGAUCAUAUUCGUCCGUAUGCUUGCCACUGCACUUAUCGGUUCUUUCUACAUGUGGCGUGAGAAAGUCCCCGACUUUCCUUUCGGGCCACGCGAAGUUCGAGGACUGUUGGUAUUGAGAGGCAUGGCUGGAUCUGUUGGUCUUUUCGGUCUCUACUACUCUCUCUCAUAUCUUGACGUGUCCGACGCAACAGUUAUCACUUUCCUUGUUCCGACUCUGACAGCAUUCAUUGCUUGGGUUGCUCUACGCGAACCGUUCACUGUCAAUGAAGCUUCGGCAGGUCUCAUCGCGUUUACAGGCGUGCUUUUCGUUGCUCGUCCUUCUUUCAUCUUCCCAUACAACGACUCGUUCCUUUCGGGAUCCUCAUCAGAUAAUGAAGGUGCCGCCAAAGGUAUUCUUUCGGCAGUCAAGGCAACACCCCAUGAGCGUACAAUUGCCAUUUGCUGCUCCAUUUUCGGCUCCAUUGCUGCGGCGACAGCUUACUCAACUAUUCGGGUUAUUGGAAAGCGUGCCCACUCUCUUGUGAGCGUGAACUACUUUGCAGUGUUGGCUACUGUCAGCUCUUUCCUCAUCAUCACGAUCCACCCUGAUUUGCAGUUUGAGAUCCCCAAGAGUCUCGCUGAGUGGGCUAUUCUUCUCUCUAUCGGGGUUUCCGGUUUCCUGUUCCAGGUUCUCCUCACUGAAGGUCUACAAAGAGAGAAAGCCGGGAGAGCGACCAACCUUAUUCAGUACGUACAGCUUGUCUAUGCAGUCAUUAUUGACCGUGUUAUCUGGGGAACGACUCCUCCGCCAGCUAGCUUCAUCGGCAGUGGUCUCAUUAUUGGAUCGGCUAUCUGGGUGGCUUUGCAAAAGAAGGCUCCCUCAGAGUUGAAGCCGGUGUCUGAUGAGGAGAGAAGCGCUGGCCUGGAUAAGGAUGGGACAAAGGAGGCAUAA